Messenger RNA from Ostreococcus lucimarinus CCE9901, 636 nucleotides. RefSeq lists its product with no specific name. The coding region runs from base 1 to 636 and encodes 211 amino acids. The transcript has a single exon. Gene Ontology annotation, molecular function: fatty-acyl-CoA binding. Lineage: Eukaryota; Viridiplantae; Chlorophyta; Mamiellophyceae; Mamiellales; Bathycoccaceae. The record is from RefSeq and is a predicted model, not a curated record.
AUGGCGGUGAUCGAUUUCGCGCGCUCUGGAAAAGGUUGGCACCUGGUGAGGGACGUCACGGCGCGGGACGUCGCGGAGACGGCGCUGGCGCGGGGAUUCGUCCGGCCCGGGAUCGACGACGCGAAGCCGCUCACGCGAAGGGCGGAUAUGGAUGGAUUCUUUCGAAUGUUCUCGGUGAACUCGCUGUCGAACUUUAAGCGGGUGUUCGCGUUUAAUGAAUUGAAAGCGCCGAGCGUCGGCGGCGAGGUGUUCGUCGAGGAGCGACGACGAGAGACGGAGGAGGAGGUCACGUGGGAGUGUCCAGCGGUGGAAGAGUACGAAACGCUGGCGAAAAAUUGGGAUAAGGAACACGUGCAUAAGUGGCGCAUGCUGCCGAAGCCGGGAGGGGCGGUGUGUCGUCCGGAUGAUUGGUACGCGCUGUACGCGGCGAAGCAGCAGGCGGAGAAGGGCGACUGCGUCGGCGAAAAGCCCAUGUGGGCGUCGCACGGUGGCAUCGCCUACGACGAUCGCGAGCGAUGGGAUUUUUGGAACAAGCUCAAAGGGUUGUCUCGCGAGGACGCGAAGAAGAAGUUUUGCGAGGCGUACGGACGCGCCAUGCUGGCGGAGAGAGAGAGUCUCAAUUUCAGAAAGUAUUAA